Chelonia mydas (Green sea turtle) is the source of this 2197-nucleotide messenger RNA. RefSeq names its product mediator of RNA polymerase II transcription subunit 1. NCBI's taxonomy places the organism in Eukaryota, Metazoa, Chordata, Testudines, Cheloniidae. Gene Ontology annotation, cellular component: mediator complex. Gene Ontology annotation, molecular function: transcription coregulator activity; nuclear vitamin D receptor binding; nuclear thyroid hormone receptor binding. The transcript has 17 exons. The record is from RefSeq and is a predicted model, not a curated record. Bases 165 to 2021 code for a protein of 618 amino acids. Gene Ontology annotation, biological process: regulation of transcription by RNA polymerase II; cellular response to thyroid hormone stimulus.
CCCCGUUCAGCUUGUCGGCCCUACUGGAGAGAGCAGCAGCAGCCCCGGGCUUGGGGCGGGGGAAGUCCCUGCUCAGGCUGAGGGCUGCGCUGGGUGUGGGGGAGACUCACGGGCUCUUCACGUGCCCUCUGCGGCUCCGGCUCUUUAGGAAGCAUUUCCCGUGAAUGGGUCACAGCUGCUGCAAGUAUCUGGGGGAGCGAGGACCCAGCCCCGCAAACAGCCUGGAGAUGCAGAGGGUGCUGGGGACGCAGCUUCUCCCCGGUCCCCAGGAGAGGAGCGAGCAGGAGUCCCUCCGCUCCUGGCCCCAGCCAGGCUCCUGCGGCAGGGAGGCAGGGUCCCAGGGUGCUGCUGAUCCUGUGAAACUUAUUUCAACAAAUGCUUUAAUGGACAAGCUGCAUCUAAAAUAUGCACAAAAACCAUGGAUUGAAACUCUGAAACUUGUACGUCUUUGCAUGGAUAAACCACCUCGAGGUUCCAUUCAUGUUACCCCACAUCAUCCUUUACUCUCUUGCUUGGAGAAGAUACAGAGGACUUUAAAUGCUAAAUCUUUGUCUACUGUGAUGACCAGAUUGGAAUUUUUAUCCAAACAAAUGGGGUUGAAAUCUCACAUAAGCCCCAAUGGGACAGUUUGCUAUUUAACAUCAGACAUGUUCUAUGUAGAAGUUCAGUUGGAGAAAGAUGGAAAGGUGAUAGAUGUAAAAUUGGCUCACCUUGGAGAAGCUCCUGUGGUUUGUGAUGAUCUAGUACAGCUUCUAAGGAUGAAGAAUUAUGAUGCCUUUGGAAAGAUUCUAGAAGGCCUGUUAAAUCUGUAUCAGAUUCCAGGAAAUAGUGACAUGAAAGCUAAGGUAUAUCUCGCCUUGCAAUCUUUGGAAAAAGAUCUCUAUUCAAUGUCCCUUCUGUACAGAACACAAGAUGUAAACAGAGUUACGGAAGUACUUCAUGGAAAAGCAGGACACCUUGUGCCAAGAACUGGAGGGACCCCUAUGAACAUUGAAUAUUAUCUAUCUCCCUAUCAAGUUCUGGAAGAAGAGCUGAAUCCUGGCUCCCAAGUAUGUGGAAUAAAAGUAUUUGUAACUGUUGGAAGUUCAAACACAACACACAAACUUCCCAUUUCUCCGUUAAUUGUGGAUUCUCAGGCAGGAGAUGGCAACCCUGUUUUUUUACCACUGACUGAUGAACUCAGCAUGGAUUUGUCAGCUUGCUUUUUCUUGACGUUUCAUCAGCCUUUUCCUAUGUCUUCAUCCAAUAUUCAAGAGAUACAGAAGUUUACAGGAGUUCUGAUUGAUGGACUGAAGGUAGCUUCUCUUCAUGCAUUGAUUGUUCAAUUUACCCUUAAUGAUGAGUACAAGGAAGAUCUGUCCAUGAAUAAUUCUUGCUUCUUUGUGUCUCUUCCAGAUUGCCCGAAGCAUGGUUAUUUCAUAAAUAAGGGCACAGAGAAAUCAGGAGCCCUUGUCAGUAAAAUUCCAUUUACCCAUCCAAAGUGUGUGCCUGCUAUAAUUGAGAUCCUUCGGCAUCAAGUGACAUAUAACACUCUUAUUGGCAGCUGUGUCUCUGAGAACACUACAAACGAAGAUUGCUCAGAGCUGCUUUAUUUUGAAGUGUCUCCACAAAAGGGCACUAGCUUUUCCAUCUCAUUCCAGCAUCCUAUGGGAGAGAGCUUAGCCUGUGUGGUAGCUGAUGUCUUGAGCUCCAGACAAAUCAGAUGCAGUCUUCAUACAAAUCCUCAAGAUGUAUCUCUAAAUUGCUGCAAUGACUUUAUCACAAGAGUCAUGGAGCGUUGUAUGUCUGUCCCUCUCGUCAUGAGAGCUAUUUUCAAGAAUGCUGUCACAAUGAAAGUUGAUGGUGAAAUACAAAAUAUGGACGUUAUCUCUGAGCAAAAUCCUGAAGUGACCUGCAAGCAAACUGCAUCUUCUAACAGUACUGGAGCAAAUCUUUCUGGAGCCAGCAUGCAAAAUUCUGGUAUGGAGGCAAGCAGCUCCACGGCCAGUACUGAGUGUGCGAUUUGUGAUAUAUCAGUAUAACUAAAGCAAAUACUCAUCUGAUGUUUUCUGUGGUUCCAUGUCACUUUUUUGUAGUGUCUUGAGACAAUAUCUAUUGAUUGAUCAAACAGUAGAGGAGAAUUUGGCAAGAUCAAUACUUAUGUCUAGCAGGAUUUCCUCUUAGAAUUAAAUCUUUUCAACCCUGCAGAUUGCUAAAU